AUAAGUUAUCUUUUGAGUUAGUAUAUAGAGGAAAGAAAUGCAACAAAAUCAAUGUAUCUGAUCAAGCACGUGAUAAUAGUAUGACAACUAAUGUAUCUGAUCAAGCACGUGAUAAUAGUAUGACAACUAACUAUUUGGCCUACAUAAAGUUCUUGUUCAUAUCAGCUAUUUAUUGUCGUGCUGUUGCAGCUCAUUAUCAGUUUGGCACAGGAUUUGCUUUAGUGCAGUAGUAGUCGAUUCCGAAUGCGCUAACAAAAACAAUAAAGAGGACCAUGUUGUCAAGACUCCCGUAUGGUAUAAGUCUUCUUAUACUCACUGCUGCUCUGUCAAGCCAUAUAGCCACUAGCUCAAGACUCUACAGGCCUAGCCAUUCUAACACAAUCAGACACAUGAACAUUGAUGAGGACCAGGCACAGUUCGGCGACUUCCCGUUCCAGAACACCAGCUUGUCGUGGGAUGAGCGCGUGGACGAUCUCGUGUCCAGACUGACCCUGGAGGAGAUUCAGGUACAGAUGGCCAGGGGCGGAACCAAAGAGAUUGGAGGUCCAGCCCCGGCCAUUCCAAGAUUGGGCAUUGGGUCUUAUCAGUGGGACACAGAAUGUUUGCGAGGUGAUGUAGAUGCUGUUGAGAAUGCAACGGGCUUUCCUCAAGCAAUUGGUUUGGCGGCCACUUUCAGCCCGGAUAUUCUGUACCACGUUGCCCGAGCGACAGGUCAAGAAGUGCGAGCCAAACACAACGACUUUGUCAAAAGGGGUAUCUUUGCCACUCACACUGGUAUGAGUUGCUUCAGUCCGGUCAUCAAUAUCUUGAGAGAUCCUAGGUGGGGCAGGAAUCAAGAGACAUACGGCGAGGACCCUUACCUGACUGGAAAUCUGGUACAAAAAUUUGUCAUUGGUAUCCAAGGUGAAGACUCAAGGUUCAUAAUGACCAGCGCUGGAUGCAAACAUUUUGACGUUCAUGGAGGGCCUGACAACAUACCGGUGUCAAGGGCCUCCUUUGACGCUAUCGUCUCUGACACAGACUGGAGGAUGACCUUUCUGCCCGCCUUCAAAAAAUGUGUAGAGGCCGGUACCUACAGCGUCAUGUGCAGCUACAACAGUGUGAACGGUGUCCCGGCAUGCGCAAACAAAAAACUGCUUACAGACAUCCUGCGUACAGAAUGGAACUUCAAGGGCUAUGUCGUCAGCGACGAAGCUGCCAUCGAAAAUGUCAUCUCGAAACAUAAAUAUUGUAAUAAUAGCGUGGAUGCUGUGGUGGCCUGUGUUAACGCUGGUACGAAUCUAGAACUUUCAUACAAUCUCCCCACACCGGUUUAUAUGUCUAUAGUAGAUGCUAUUCAACAGGGAAAACUGUCUGAGGAUCUGGUGAGGGAAAGAGUCAAACCACUGUUUUACACACGCAUGAGGCUCGGGGAGUUUGACCCGGAAAAAGAUAACCCUUACGCCAAGCUGGGUAUGGAUCAGAUCGAAUCUGCCGAACACCAACAGCUGGCUGUCACAGCCGCCAUGAAGUCUUUCGUACUGUUAAAAAACCAGGGCGGCAUUUUACCUUUGCAGAAAGGAAAGUUCAGUAAAGUUGCUAUCAUAGGACCAAUGAGUGACAAUGCAGAACAACUGAAUGGUGACUAUUACCCUCGCCAAGACAAAUCUUUCUUCACAACUCCUUUGGACGCAGUGAAGACUCUGUACCCCAACGCCAAGUACGGACAAGUAUGCAAAGACAACACACCAUGUACACAGUACAACAAAGCUGCCGUGCCUGCUAUAGUGAAAGAUACGGAACUGGUAUUUGUCGCCCUGGGUACUGGUCAAGCUGUUGAAAGUGAGGCAAACGACAGGCCGGAUGUCGAGCUGGCAGGACAUCAGAAGGAACUUCUUCUGGAUGUUCUAGACAACAGCGGUGACGCUAAGAUCAUUCUGCUUCUCUUCUCUGCCAGUCCUCUCAACAUUACGUUUGCCGACCAGUCAGACCGCGUGGUAGCCAUCAUGGAAUGUUUCUUUCCCGCACAGUCUACUGGGAAGGCCCUGUACAAUGUUCUCACCAACACCGGGCCGUAUUCUUCCCCGGCAGGCAGACUUCCCAACACCUGGCCCCUGUACAGUACGCAGAUUCCACCGAUGGUCAACUACUCCAUGGAGGGUAGAACGUAUCGCUACUUCAGAGGCAAUCCCUUGUAUCCGUUUGGCUAUGGCCUCUCCUACACCCAGUUCAAUUUCUCUGAUCUGAUGUACAACACAACAAUCAAGGCAGGAGAUAGUCUGAGUGUCCAGGUGGACAUUACAAAUGAGGGUGACGUUGACGGCGAAGAAGUCCUCCAAUGUUACAUCAGCUGGAAUGACAAGUCCUUGCCCGUACCACAACUACAGUUGGCCUACUUUGACCGGAUCCUCAUUGCCUCCAAGCAAACGAUCUCACGCCGUUUUUCGAUGUACCCGGAGUCCAUGGCGUUUUGGCAAGGUGGGAAAUGGGUAAUUAAAGCUGGUGGGAUGAGUCUGUUUUGUGGUGGUCAACAGCCAAAUCAGAAGAAACAGGUGCCGUCCAACGUCCUCUCUGGAACGUUCACCAUCACAGACUCUAUCACUCUUGAAAAGUAACGUUUUAAUUCCACCUGUGAGAGUAAACAUGAGUACAUGCAUGCACGUGUUAUGUGGUGUGGUGUGUGUGUGUUAUUUGUGUGUGUGCGUAUGUUUGUUCGUACGUUAACACAAGCACACGAGUACGAGCGGUGUCUUGAGUGUCAAACCAUUAUUUCUUCCUGCUGAGCAAAGUGUUGUCUUCACCUGUUUGAAACAUUUGUGGGUGACUUGUAAUCAGAAAGCAAUAUUAGGCAAAGAAACCAGUUGGU
Messenger RNA from Aplysia californica (California sea hare), 2845 nucleotides. RefSeq names its product probable beta-D-xylosidase 6. The transcript is spliced from 2 exons. Gene Ontology annotation, molecular function: alpha-L-arabinofuranosidase activity; xylan 1,4-beta-xylosidase activity. Gene Ontology annotation, biological process: arabinan catabolic process; xylan catabolic process. Gene Ontology annotation, cellular component: plant-type cell wall. Lineage: Eukaryota; Metazoa; Mollusca; Gastropoda; Aplysiida; Aplysiidae. The record is from RefSeq and is a predicted model, not a curated record. Bases 273 to 2594 code for a protein of 773 amino acids.